Molecule: messenger RNA, 367 nt
Organism: Mya arenaria
Lineage: Eukaryota; Metazoa; Mollusca; Bivalvia; Myida; Myidae
Product: serine protease inhibitor Cvsi-2-like
Exons: 3
Coding region: 37-324 (95 amino acids)
Source: RefSeq, a predicted model, not a curated record
UGGCGCAGGCCUUCACUUGGCAUUCUCAACGUCAACAUGAAGAUCGUGAUUCUAAUUUAUACAGCAGUACUGGUAUACAUCGUGCACUCGGAGCCGUGUAACGUGUCCACUGACUGUGUAGGCACGAAAUGCGUCAGCACCGAGGCCCACGUGCACAUAGCCUGUAACGCCAAACACUGCACCUGUGAGCGCGAUGCUAUCAACUGCUUGGCAAUUGCUGAUUGUCCCGGUGGUGGGGCCAAUAACAGUACGUGCAUUAAUGGCGAUGGUCGCACUGCGCGUUGGCAUUGUCUGGACAACGUGUGCAAAUGCUUACGCGUUUAACUGACCUACUGCAUAUUCUGUAUUAAAUUGCUCUUGACCAGCA